Messenger RNA from Danaus chrysippus (African queen), 360 nucleotides. NCBI's taxonomy places the organism in Eukaryota, Metazoa, Arthropoda, Insecta, Lepidoptera, Nymphalidae. The record is from the annotation of a GenBank genome assembly.
AUGAAUGUCUAUAUAUUGGCUGGCGUUACGGCAUUUUUCUGUGUAAUUCUACACUUUAUUUACAAGACCUUCUUUGGCCAACAAAAAUGUGAUGUACAAAAUGAUGAAUCUAAGAGCGUAACAGGCGCUCAAUCGGAAACGGCAUCCGAAACCUCUAAUAAUGAAAAUCGUCCGAGUGGGAAAAGCAAGAAGCGCGGUACGUGGAAAGCUGGAAAGACGGAUUUCAGUCAUCCCUGGCUGCUGAAGAAUCUCAAAGGUCAUCCAGGCAAUGUACUCCUCAUGGAUUUCUCCGCUAACGGCAAAUUCUUGGCCGCUACCUGUGACGGUGAUAAUGAUACGCCUGAACAAACCUACCAGUAA